Diospyros lotus (date-plum) is the source of this 1877-nucleotide messenger RNA. RefSeq names its product glycosyltransferase-like KOBITO 1. Bases 92 to 1666 code for a protein of 524 amino acids. NCBI's taxonomy places the organism in Eukaryota, Viridiplantae, Streptophyta, Magnoliopsida, Ericales, Ebenaceae. The record is from RefSeq and is a predicted model, not a curated record. Gene Ontology annotation, biological process: response to abscisic acid; cellulose biosynthetic process. The transcript is spliced from 11 exons.
UAACAAUCAACCCAACCAAACCUACUGUUCAUCGUCCCAAUUUGAAGGUACGGUUCAUCUCUCUCUCUCUCUCUCUCUCUCUCUCUCAUCAAUGGCGGGGUCGUACCCGUCUCUCCGAUCGUCGACACCGUCGUCGCAAAGCUCAUUCGCGUCGAGGCUGCUGCUUCUACUGACUGUGCUACCCCUAACUCUGGCGGCCUUCGCCUUCGUCCUCCAAUGGCGCGGCGGCGGCGUGGACUUCGAUCCGGUUUCCCGCUGGUCCCCGCAGGACUCCCACAAAUUUCCCGGUAUGGACUCCUCCCCUCUCCCCACCGUCGGCCAUUCAUUCUCCUCUUCCGACUGUUCCCUCCUCGGCCACAGUUCUUCCCCCACUUUCCCCUACUAUCGCGAUUGGAAGUUCAAUUUCGAGUCUCAUCUCAAACCCAAGAUAUGCAUCACGACGAGCACCUCAGCAGGCUUAGAGCAGAUUCUACCAUGGAUGUUCUAUCAUAAAGUAAUUGGUGUUACUACCUUCUUUCUUUUUGUGGAAGGAAAGGCUGCCUCUCCUAGUGUGUCGAAAGUCCUGGAAUCUAUUCCUGGAGUAAAAGUAAUAUACAGAACAAGAGAGCUAGAAGAACAACAGGCUAAGAGUCGGAUCUGGAACGAGACGUGGUUGUCAAGUUUCUUUUAUAAACCAUGCAACUAUGAGCUUUUCGUGAAGCAAUCUCUCAAUAUGGAGAUGGCUAUUGUAAUGGCAAGGAAUUCUGGCGUGGACUGGAUAAUUCAUCUUGAUACUGAUGAAUUAAUACACCCAGCUGGUGCUCGGGAGUAUUCUUUGAGGCAGUUGCUGCUUGAUGUGCCUGGUAAUGUUGAUAUGGUGGUCUUCCCAAAUUAUGAGAGUAGCGUUGAACGAGAUGAUAUCAAGGAACCUUUCACGGAGGUAUCAAUGUUCAAGAAGAACUAUGACCAUCUUCCGAAGGAGACCUACUUUGGAAUGUACAAAGAAUCAACGCGUGGGAACCCAAAUUACUUUUUGACAUAUGGAAAUGGGAAAGCAGCUGCUAGAAUACAGGAUCAUCUUCGGCCCAAUGGUGCACACAGAUGGCACAAUUAUAUGAAAACACCGAAUGAGAUCCGACUUGAAGAGGCUGCUGUUCUACAUUACACGUAUGCCAAGUUCUCAGAUUUGACUUCUAGACGGGACAGAUGUGGCUGCAAACCAACAAAGGAGGAUGUCAAGAGAUGCUUCAUGUUGGAAUUUGACAGAGCUGCCUUCAUAAUUGCUUCAACUGCAACAGAGGAGGAAAUGCUAGCCUGGUACCGUGAACACGUUGUGUGGACUGAUAAAGCAGUAAACACCAAACUAUUGAGGAAAGGCAUUUUAACUCGCAUAUAUGCUCCGAUGGCCAUCAUUCAGGGUUUGAGGGAAUCUGGUGUUUUCAGCUCCGUUAUUUCAUCGGCCCCAACAAGUCUCUCAAAAGAUAAGUUCCUAGCAUCUAUCGAGAGCUCGAACUCAUCCAGGGCUGCUGCCUCUCAAUCACUUCCCUCAAGGAAGAUGGGUAGAAGCAGUGAAUCUCAUGCAACUGCUAGGAAGGUUUUAGAAACCGCAGCCACUGUCUUGCAUGAAGUAGCUGUGCCACCAUUGUCGCCGCCAGGCAUGGACGAUGACUUUGUAUUUGAGGCAUAAAUAUAUGUUACUUGCAUUAUAGUUUUACUAUGUUUUCCUGAGUAUAUGCAGUGGUCGGGAUGAAAUGAGAGGAGAAUUGGGUUUUGGAGGGGGGGAGAGAUUAGAGAGGAAGAGGCUUACAGCUUGGUGUGGAGUGGAACAUAUUGGUUUCAAUUGUUUAUGUACAUAAAAAUAGCAUCAAGAUUUGCAGUACUACUGCCAGUUCAUUUCA